Molecule: messenger RNA, 2388 nt
Organism: Medicago truncatula (barrel medic)
Lineage: Eukaryota; Viridiplantae; Streptophyta; Magnoliopsida; Fabales; Fabaceae
Product: probable pectin methyltransferase QUA3
Exons: 7
Coding region: 321-2090 (589 amino acids)
Cellular component (GO): endosome; cytoplasm; trans-Golgi network
Molecular function (GO): S-adenosylmethionine-dependent methyltransferase activity
Source: RefSeq, a predicted model, not a curated record
UCUUGUUCUUAAUUCAUUCACAUCUCACUCCUAAGUCCUGUCACAUUAUUCUCACAUCCAAAAACAAAACAACCACCGACAACAACACUUCAUAACAAAAGAAUCACAACAAAGAGUCACUCUCUCACACACACACAUACUGACACUGAAAUCAAUCCAGCUACACAUUUUUUCUUAACUCCAAAACAAACUCUUACAUUUCUAUUUCCACCACAGAAUCUCACGAACAACCCUUUUGAAUCCCUUAAUCAAAAACCGAUUUUGAAAUCAAUUUCAAUGACCCAAAUAGCUUAUUAAUCAGAUCCACCUUCUUCCUCAAAAUGCGUCACUCAAAUUUCCCACCAUGGAAACGCACCAACACACGUCAAUGGCGUCUCAUCGACCUCAUUUCCAUUGCCUUUUUCUCAUUACUCUUUCUCUUCUUUGUUCUCUUUUACACCACCCUUGGUCGCAGCCGUGUGGUGGCUCCGUCCACCGUUGAUCCGCAACAGCGCAACCGUCUGGUGGUGGCAAUUGAGGAAGGGAUGCUGAAUGGGAAGAGUAUUGAGGCUUGUCCGGCAAGUGAGGUGGAUCAUAUGCCGUGUGAGGAUCCGAGGAGGAAUAGUCAGUUGAGUAGAGAAAUGAAUUACUAUAGGGAGAGACAUUGUCCUUUGCCGGAGGAGACCGCGGUUUGUUUGAUUCCGCCGCCUAAUGGGUAUCGGGUUCCGGUGAGGUGGCCUGAAAGCAUGCAUAAGAUAUGGCAUAGCAACAUGCCCCACAAUAAGAUUGCUGACAGGAAAGGUCACCAGGGGUGGAUGAAACGAGAAGGUCAACACUUUAUAUUCCCCGGUGGUGGCACGAUGUUUCCAGAUGGAGCAGAACAAUAUAUCAAAAAACUUAGUCAAUACAUUCCCAUAAAUGGAGGUGUUCUGAGGACUGCACUUGACAUGGGAUGUGGGGUUGCUAGUUUUGGAGGAUAUUUACUAGCUCAAGAUAUUUUAACCAUGUCUUUUGCUCCAAGAGAUUCACAUAAAUCACAGAUACAAUUUGCCCUGGAAAGAGGAAUACCGGCUUUUGUUGCUAUGCUUGGCACUCGAAGACUUCCAUUUCCUGCUUUUGGAUUUGACUUGGUUCAUUGUUCUCGGUGUUUGAUACCGUUUACAGCCUACAAUGCAACUUAUUUCAUUGAAGUGGAUAGAUUACUUCGCCCUGGUGGAUACCUAGUCAUCUCCGGUCCUCCUGUUCGGUGGGCUAAACAGGAAAAAGAAUGGUCAGAUCUCCAGGCUGUGGCAAAGGCCUUGUGUUAUGAACAGAUAACUGUACAUGAAAACACUGCAAUCUGGAAGAAGCCAGCAGCAGAUUCGUGUCUUCCUAAUGGAAAUGAAUUUGGUCUUGAGUUAUGUGAUGAUUCUGGGGACCUAAGUCAAGCUUGGUACUUUAAAUUGAAGAAAUGUGUAAGUAGUACGUCAUCUAUCAAAGGAGAUUAUGCUAUUGGAACAAUUCCCAAGUGGCCAGAGAGGCUAACUGCCGCACCUUCGAGGUCCCCUCUCCUGAAAACCGGUGUUGAUGUAUAUGAGGCUGACACUAAGCUGUGGGUACAGAGGGUUGCACAUUAUAAGAAUUCACUAAAUAUAAAAUUGGGGACUCCAUCAAUACGCAACGUCAUGGACAUGAAUGCAUUAUAUGGGGGUUUUGCAGCUGCCUUAAAAUUUGAUCCUGUGUGGGUGAUGAAUGUAGUUCCAGCUCAAAAGCCGCCAACUCUUGAUGCGAUCUUUGACAGAGGACUUAUUGGUGUCUAUCAUGAUUGGUGUGAACCUUUUUCAACAUACCCUCGAACUUAUGAUCUGAUCCAUGCAGUCAGCAUCGAAUCACUUAUAAAAGAUCCAGCCACUGGUAAAAACAGAUGUAAUAUUGUUGAUUUGAUGGUGGAAAUUGAUCGAAUUUUGCGGCCGGAGGGAACUGUUGUGCUAAGAGAUGCUCCCAAAGUAAUUGACAAAGUAGCCCGUAUUGCUCAUGCGGUGAGGUGGAAGCCGACCAUUUAUGAUAAAGAACCUGACUCACACGGCAGAGAAAAAAUUCUAGUUUUGACCAAGACCUUAUGGAAGCUCUAAAUCUCAUUCCACUGACAACAGUGUAAUUUAGGUACAAUUCCCUUCAUUGUUCAGUGGUGGUGUCCAAGAUAUCUUUCUUUUGCAUCAAAGAGAAGCAAUGUUCUAUAACUUGUUCAUAUAAAGAAGACAUUACGGUUAGGAUUGGCAAAAAUGGGAAAACUUGUGCAGUUAUAUGUGGAAAGCACAAGUUAGGGUUCAUUAUAUUUUCUCUAAGCUUCAUGGAUGAAUUGUAAUUCAAUUUUUUUUAUUCAACAUUACUAUUCAUUGGAAAAAAGAGUUCUGAUCCGGUUAUAUUUCA